Paramuricea clavata is the source of this 1407-nucleotide messenger RNA. The record is from the annotation of a GenBank genome assembly. Lineage: Eukaryota; Metazoa; Cnidaria; Anthozoa; Malacalcyonacea; Plexauridae.
AUGAAACCCAAGCAAUCCAAUUUAACGAAGCACGAGAAUAGUGAAAAGCAUUUGCUGCGCGUCAAAGCUUCAAGGUCGGUCAAGCCAAUUCAAGUCGUGCGGAACCCAACGAUCGCCGAGGAAGUGAAAACUGCAGAAAUCGAGCUAGCUGUGACAAUGGCGUGCCAUUCUUCAAUUCUAACCAUGGAUCAUCUCGGGGAGAUUAUCGCACGUAAUGCGACAGGAAGUAGACUUGCGAACAUUAAGAUACAUCGUGCGAAAUGCACAAAAAUUCUUACUAAUAUAGUAAGUCCCGCGCUGAAAGAAGAAUUAAUUGCCGAUGUGAGUGGAAAGAAGUUUUCUUUACUUGUUGAUGAGAUGAGCCCGGAUGACGACCAACUACCGCCGUUCGAGAAGUAUUCCGCAACACGGUGGUUGGUGCGAGGAAAGUUGAUCUUCCGUGUUCUGACCAAUUGGAGCGAGUUGCAGGCUUAUUUUACCGUAGCCCAACCAGCAAGUAAACAGAAUGCCCGUUACAAGGCACGUAUGCUUCUUGACAUGCUCAAGGAUCCCAUUCUUUAUUUAUUUUUCCAGUUUGUGUCGCCUCUAGUCUCUGAAUUUGAACAAGUCAAUGCAUUUUUCCAAGCUACCGAUGCCGAUCCCGAAGAGAUGUUCACUGAAUUGAAUACACACCACUUGUCUUUGCGUGGAAGGGUUUUCAACCAAGAAAGAGAGCAACUCGCCAUUGAAAAUGUUGAUUUUGGUGGGAAGUUCCUGUUUGAAGCAAUGAAAUUUAUCUCUUCUCAACAGGACAAAGCUGUUGCUCAAGCUAAAGUUCUUGAAGUGAAGACACGAUGCCUAGAUUUUCUUUUGGAAGCCAUUACACAAGUCGAAAAGCGUCUACCUGCCACCAGCAACGUAUUCAAAGGUUUAAGCGCCCUUCAUCCACGAAAAGUGUUGAAUGUAGCAACAAGAGUCCCUGUGAGUCAGCUGCCCCUUCCUCACCUACGAUUUGAGAAAGUCAAUGAGAUCGAAGAGCAAUACCGAAAGAUCGUGCACCGUGACUGGAAAGAAGAUUCUAGCUUUGAUGGCACCAUACCAGAUACAACGGUUGCGUUUUGGUCUCGUGUCGCCGACGUUCAAACUUCACUUGGAGACAAGCCAUUCAAGGAAUUAGCAACAUACGUCUUGAACUGCCUCACUACUCCCGUAAGCAAUGCUGUAGUGGAAAGGUCAUUUUCCUUGUUAGCAGCAAUCAAGACCAAGCAACGCAACAGGAUGAAACUAGAGUUGAUGAACACGAUAAUUCGUAUUCAUUCAAAGCUUCAGUUUGGAGAGAAUUGCUGCGUGGACUUCAAGACCACCAGGCGAAUGCUCGAGCUGUUUACAGUCAAACAGUUGUAUGAUUCACAAGGAGAAAACAGUUGA